AUGCACUUAGCAAACUUUGUCAAAAUCUGCUUGAGUCCCACUAAUCUGCUCCUCGUGACCAUCUUCGGCCAGACUGUCAUCAUGGGUUUUGCAUGGGGCUUCGCUGGAGAAAUAUUGUUCACAGGGAUUCUCGCACUACCUGAUCAUAUCGUUCAGCUGAUCUUGGAGUACCCGACCGUGCUGACCUUGAUAGUUAUGCUGAUCUCAACUACCUUGUCCAUCAUUACUUCGAUGUUCUUGACAUUUGCCAUCAAAGAAGCGUUUCGGCACCACCUCUCGGGGCCGAUGACACUCCUCAAGCUUCGCAUUGCAAUAGCGUUGAGCAAGUCGACCUGGGUACUCAAAUCGCGAUGGAGAUUUCUCAAGCUGUCGGCCCUCACGUUGGUGGUUUAUGCGAUGGUUACAUUUCUGAACACGAGUUGGGACACUUUACUCCUCCCCACCCUUGUCCAAUGGCCUGUGGCAAUAUUCGGAAUGGAGCUAGAUCUAGGAUCUGCUGCAUUUGUAAACCAGUUGGGUACGGACCUCAAUGCCCAGGAAGCGAACACUGUACAAGCACCUGGGUUUCAAACCAUCAACGUCUUGACUCUCCUCAGUGGUAUUGCUGCGGUUGAAGAUCAAGGUGGUGUGCAAACGAGUAGUAUAUUCAGCUUCAAUGGAGUUUCAUACAAUCAGUCGACUGGUGGAGUUCUUCCUGCGAUAGAGGAGUACUCUGGAUCAUCAAACCCAUCGGGUUCUGACGUUGACCUGGCGUUCUCUGGGGGACAAGUACCGGUUAAUACCACUUUUGACUGGGGGCACGCACGCGAUGUAGGCACUCAAGGCAUUGCGAAAAACUACACUGUUACACAGCAGGGUGUCACAGCAAAUGUUACAUGCCAGCCGAUCGACCGCAGUCAAAAUACAUUUAUUGUCCAACCGAAUGUGACACAAGGACCACUGAACUUGACGUUUUUCACGUGGGAAGCCGUUGUGAAUUGUUCCGGAAGUUUAAAUACACAGCUCUACUUCACCGCUGGCAACGCGAGCGGUCAGAUGGACAAUGCAACCCAGGGAUUUCUCCCCGUUGUUGUAUGUCCCUACCCAAACUCCCCGACAUUUAAUCCAUAUAAGUUUGAUGUUUUUAUGUCUGGCUUGUACAAGUACAGCUUUCUGCCCACGAUCGUUUGCGAGGUUGUUCCCUACCUGACCACAGUCAACGUCACCUAUAAUAGAGGCAUCGUAUCCGUCGAUCGGAUUGGUACAUCUUCUGGUUUAACAAGCAGUCCAAAUCUUCCUCUCUCUCAGUACAUCGCAACUGUGAUUGCUUAUCAAUCGGGGACAAACCAAGGCAUGACUUCGAAUACAAUUGGUGACUUUUUGACCUCGUACGGUACCAGCAAUGUAUCAGUUGUGUACAGCGAACUGGAAGAUUACUGGCGCGGUAUUACAGAGUUCGCCUCCACUCAACUUCGAUCCGGAUACUCUGCUUCGGGAGUUCCAUCGAAUAUGGCAAGGUCGACGAACGGCACGAUGUAUAUCACAACGUACGGCUGGCGAAGCCAAUCCUACACCCUCAUCCGAGAAACAAUCCAUCCCUGCGAUCCAUCUUUCGACUUUUCUGAUCCCAUUCAUCUUAUCAUCGCGGCAUCUGGCGGAAGACUUGAAUCACAGCUUCACGACGCUGAUGGAAAUGAAGUAGACAAUAGCGAGGACAUUACCGUUCGCUUUGAAGAUGUACCGGAUAAAGUGGGAAGGAGAAUGAGCAAGAGAAUGGUCCCUGUGGUUUAG
Messenger RNA from Suillus subalutaceus, 1770 nucleotides. RefSeq lists its product as uncharacterized. NCBI's taxonomy places the organism in Eukaryota, Fungi, Basidiomycota, Agaricomycetes, Boletales, Suillaceae. The transcript has 11 exons. The record is from RefSeq and is a predicted model, not a curated record. Bases 1 to 1770 code for a protein of 589 amino acids.